AUGUGGGCUGCAGCAACCUCAACGACAUCCUCUACUCUAUCCCCUCCAAUCCACUCCCCACACGUGCCGCGCCAUUUCCGCACGUGCAAAGCCCCUCCUCACUCGACCGUUGAGCCUCCUCCGACACCCUCCUCUCCCGCCCCUUCAAAACCCUCGCUCUUCGCACGUGAAACCCGCGCACAAACGCCUCCCCCUCCCCACCUCCAUGGCCUCGCCUCCGAUGUCGACUCCUGCGGCUGCCCCUUCCUGGCCCGUCAGAUCCACGCCCGCGUCCUCAAGCGCGGCUUCUUCGGCGCCCGCGCGUUCCUGGAGGCGCGGCUCCUCGCCGCGUACGCGCGGCUCUCGCGCCUCGACCUCGCCCGCCACCUGUUCGACGCAAUGCCCCAGCGGACCAUCUACGCGUGGCUCGCGCUCGUCACCGCCUUUGCCGAUCGCGGGCUCUUCGGAGAAGCGCUCCUGCUCUUCCGGGCACUGCUGGCGGAGGCAGCCGAGCUGGAGUUCUUCGUGUUUCCGGUGGUCUUCAAGGCCUGCGGCGGCGGGCUCGGGUCGGUGGAGCUGGGGGAGGAGCUUCAUGGGUUCGUGAUAAAGAAGGGAUUUUGUUCGAAUUUGUAUGUGGGUAACGCUUUAAUCGACAUGUACGGCAAGUGUGGGUUCGUUUCAGAGGCGACAAAGGUGUUUGACAGAAUGCUGGUGAGAGAUUGUGUUUCGUGGAACUCAAUAAUAAGCGGUUGUGCUUCUAAUGGAUUGGUUUUUCAAGCAAUGGAGUUUCUAGAGAGAAUGCGACGGUCUACUGAUGUUAAGCCUAAUCUCGUUUCCUGGAGUGCGGCGAUCGGUGGAUUUUCUCAGAACGAAUACGAUGAAGAAGCCAUUGACCUACUAGGUCAAAUGAUAAAAUCCGGCAUUAGCCCGAAUGCUCAGACUUUGGCCAGUGUAUUGCCUGUUUGCGGGAGACUCGAAUUACUCGACGUGGGUAAGGAAAUUCAUGGCUACAUUGUGAGAAAUGGGCUCGCUUCCAAUUCUUAUAUAAUUAACGGAUUGAUCGAUGUUUAUAGGCGCUGUGGCAAUAUGAUCACUGCAAAAGAGCUUUUUCUGAGAUUCUCAGUGAGAAAUUUGGUUUCUUAUAAUACUAUGAUUGUUGGGUAUUGCGAGAAUGGUGAGUUGGAAUUGGCUAAGGAGCUGUUUGAUCGUAUGGAACUUGAUGGAGUGAAGAGGGAUAAUAUUUCAUGGAAUUCGAUGAUUUCGGGUCUUGUUGACAAUGAGCGGUUCGAUGAAGCGUUAAACAUGUUUAGAUACAUGCAGAUGGUGGAAGGGAUCGAAGCUGAUUCCUUUAAUUUGGGAAGCAUUUUGGCGGCUUGUGCCGCAUUAGGUGCAUUAAGACAGGGAAAGGAGAUCCACUCAUACGCAAUAGCGAGAGGCCUUCAUGUAAAUCCUUUUGUGGGGGCUGCACUUGUGGAAAUGUACUCUCAGUGCAAUGAUUUAUCUGGUGCGAAUUUGGCCUUUGAUUGCAUUGUUGAUAAGAACACAGUUACGUGGAACGUAUUGAUAUCUGCGUAUGCUCAAGCUGGAAACUUGAAUUAUUCUCUAGAGCUUCUUUCUAUGAUGAGAGAGAGUGGGUUCGAUCCGAACAUCUACACGUGGAAUGGAUUGAUUGCAGGUUGUAUGGAGAAUGGUCAGAAUGAAUUUGGUUUGCAAAUCUUUGGUGAGUUGCUGAGUGAAAAUUUGAGACCUGAUAUUUAUACCAUAGGAAUGAUAAUACCGAUUUGUUCAAGAUCGGUAUCUCUCGAUCGAGGGAAGCAAGUUCAUGCUUAUUCAAUCAGAUGUGGGUAUGACUCAGAUGUCCAUAUCGGUUCGGCACUUGUGGAUUUGUACAGCAAAUGUGGGGUUAUAAAAUUGGGAAUUUUCACAUUUGAUAGGAUUCUGCGGCACAAUUUGGUAUCAUACAAUACUAUGCUCGUGGGUUAUUCGAUGCAUGGGCUCCGGGAGGAAACCCUCUCACUAUUUAAUCAAUUGAUUGAGAAUAGAAUUAAACCUGAUGCGAUCACCUUUUUAUCUGUUUUAUCUUCAUGCGUUCACGGUGGUGUAGUUGAGGAAGGCCAAUUUUACUUCAAUUUAAUGAAAUUUUACGGCAUAAAGCCCGAUCUCAAACAUUAUACUUGCAUGGUCGAUCUUUACAGCCGUUCCGGGCGGCUAAACGAAGCUUAUGAUCUUAUUCAGAACAUGCCAAUGAAGCCCGAUUCCGUGGUGUGGGGCUCGCUUUUAAGUGGAUGCGUUACUCAUUGCAAUACAGAAUUGGGAGAAAUCGUGGCGAAUCGGCUCAUCGAAUUGGAAGGAGAUAAUGUAGCUAACUAUGUUUUGCUGGCAAACUUAUAUGCUAUAGCCGGGAAAAGGGAUGAACUGGUGAGAACAAGGCGUACUAUUAAGGAUAAAGGAAUGCGUAAGAGCCCAGGAUGCAGUUGGAUUGAGGUAAGAGACAAAGUUCAUGUGUUUCUUGCAGGUGAUAAAUCACAUAACCAAGUAGAUGAAAUCUAUUCUAUUUUGGAUACAUUGAGCUCACAUAUGAGAAAACGAAGUGACAUAGUUGGGAUAGCUCAGUAG
Ananas comosus (pineapple) is the source of this 2595-nucleotide messenger RNA. Its product is annotated as pentatricopeptide repeat-containing protein At2g13600-like. The record is from RefSeq and is a predicted model, not a curated record. The transcript has a single exon. Gene Ontology annotation, biological process: RNA modification. Gene Ontology annotation, molecular function: RNA binding; protein binding. Lineage: Eukaryota; Viridiplantae; Streptophyta; Magnoliopsida; Poales; Bromeliaceae. Bases 1 to 2595 code for a protein of 864 amino acids.